UUCGUAGAAUUUACGUCCUUUGUGUACCUCUAGUUUGAUAUGGUUCAUUUUAAUCAAAGGCCGCGAUGAGCUAUUGCCCAAUGAAUUGACAAAUAGUUUUAAAAGACAUUAGACAAUUUCGGAGCUUAUAGGUAAAAGACGAAGAUAAUCGACGUCUGGUAUCUAUAACAGGUAACAGACCAACAUGACAGACUUGAUACUGACAUAUUCCGUACACCUGGUACUCGUACUCUUGCUUCAAAUCCGUGUCCAAGCAGAUAGUAGCCUGGAUAAUUCGGUUAAACAGCUAUUGAGUACUUCCAGAUAUAACAAGGAUAGGAAACCAGAUUCUUUUAGCUACGUCAAUGUUCAGGUAGACAUCUAUGAUAUGGCAAAGACAGAAGCAAAAAAUGCGGAAUUUACCUUGGAACUGUAUCUCCGGAUGUGGUGGAAGGACGCUCGCCUCCAGUACUCUAAUUACUCUUCGUUAGGUAACGUCAGUAAAUUAGAAAUACCUGAAGUCAAUACUGCACAGAUCUGGCAGCCCGAUCUAUACUUUCUGACGGACCGAAAGCCAGAGAUACAUGACAGAAGCAUAGCAAAUAGAAUUAUCUACAUCUAUAGAAACGGCUCUAUCGUCUACAGUGAAAGGACAUCGCUGACUCUAAGAUCAUCGCUUGACCUUACAUUUUACCCUUAUGAUCAGCAAAUGUGUUUGGUCGAAUUACAGAGUUUUGCGUACACAAAUGAUUCCCUGAUUUUAAACUGGCACGACAGCAAUCCUGUAAAAAUAUCUGGAGCCAAGAUGGCAGAAUACCUCAUUUCUGUUGGAGAAUAUGGUCAUGGAGACAAGCCUCCACUUGAGCAAAUUGGAAUAUAUUCCACAUUGAGAGCAAGUAUAAUGCUUAAAAGAACAGGCCAUGCGCACUUCUAUCAACUUUAUGGACCAAGUUUUGCUGUUGUGUUUGUGUCAUGGCUUGCUCUUUUUCUUGAUGAGAAAAAGGUUUCACCUCGACUUACAGUUCACACUGGAUGCGUUAUUGCUCUGACUACACAGUGGAUUGGUAUAUACUUUCUAUUACCAGCAGUGUCCUACAUAAGAGCUAUCGACAUCUGGAUGAUAACCCAUCUACUUCUUGUAGUAUUCGCAUUUCUUGCGAACAUAUUGUCUUUAAUGGCUAGGCGUGAUGAUAGAAAAAAUGAAAUUGACAAAAGGAAAGACAGUGGCGGAUGUGAAGAAAACUUUUUAAAACAUUAAUUCAUAUGUCAAAUGGUUUUAAAACAAAAUGCUGCCCGUGUUGUUGUAGUUGUUUUUCGCGUUUGUUUUGUUCUUGUGAAGCUGAACUAAAGACUGGCUCUAAAGAUGAUGAAUUAGCAAAUCGGCAAGGAAAGCUUAUAGAAAUAGUUGCAGUUAUUACUUUGUUUUUAUUCUAUGUUGUGUUUAUCACUGUUUAUGCCAUUUGUGUGCCAGCUCAAAUGAUAUCUAUUUUGUAUUUGCUGGUCGUGGCUACUGCCGGACCUUUUGCUUCUGUUUGUCUUGUUUUGAUGGCUUUCGGCAUUGUACAUGUAGCUAGCACAUUUAACAAAAGCAGUAACAAAGAAAAUAAUGGUCAAAUCGGAAUCCUGUCUUCUGAUGCCGAACGUACAUGUACAAACAGCCCAUUUAUUGAAAGCAGUAACAAAGACAAUGCUGGUGAUAAACGAAGCAUUUUUUCUUCUGCCGAAUGUACCGAUGUAAAUAGCGCAAGUAACAUAAACAAUGGCAAAGAAAAUUCUGGGGAUGAAAGAAGCCUUUCUUUUGAUGCCGAACAUACUGAUUUAAAUAGCGCACGUAACAGAAGCAAUAGCAAAGAAAAUGCUGGCGAUAAACGAAGCCUUUCUUUUGAUGCUGAACGUGCCGCAAGUAACAGAACAAAUGACAAAGAAAAUACUGGUGAUAAACGAAGCCUUUCAUCUGAUGCAGAUAGCGCACGUAGCGGAAGCAAUAACACAGAAAAAGCCGAUGAUACAGUGAGCCUUUCUUCUGAGACCGAACAUACUAAUUCAGACAACAAACGUAACGAAAAUGAUUAUGAUAAAGAAAAUACUGAUGUUAAGAUUACACGAGUCGAAUUAACCGAAAGUGAAUGUAAGGAAAGUAAUGACAAAACAGAGAUUUACGAGUCAUCAAAAGUCUAGAGCAUAGAUAUUUACAACAAAACGUGCCGCGGAAAAGGCUGCUAUAUUUUGAAGCUGAUUGCUAAUAGUUCAAUUAAACUCAUGUCACCUAUAUUAUGCCGUUAUGUCCAGUUGGGACAUGUUUGAUAAAUAUAACGCGGAACAUGAUUAGCACACUGGUUUUAAUUGUGGCCGAAUUUUUAGGGCAAGGUCAAACUAGUUUAGUCCAAGAUGGCGUGGGGCUAGCAUUGGCAAGAACCGUUCCAAUAUGCAAUUUUAGGAUCUAAUUCAAGGGCAGUUCCAGGUGGAGAGCACAGCCGGCACGCGCUCACACCACCCUUGUAUCCAGCAAGCAUAUAUUUUGUUGGUCUUAAACUGAAAUAGCAGUCAAUUAAGUAAAACGUUUCGGCUCGUUUUCCUUGCAAAACCUUGCAAAACGUUAUAUCAGUAGUAUUUACAACUUAUCAGUUCUGGGAACGGGCGACAGUCAAAGUAAAUAAAAAUAGCUUUAAAAUGGGUGAAAUUGCUUUUGUUAAACACUUACGCAUUUUAAAGAGUAAGGAAAGCCUAAAAUUAAGUUAAUUUUAUAUGAAAGCCAUCAUCAAGCCUUUCAUAGCGCUGAAAGAAUUUCUAAAAUCGGACAACUAUGGCAGUUUGAAAUAUAAGAAAAUGGCUGAUAAUGGAGGCAGCCAUUUUAGUGUGUUUAUAACGUCUUCUUGCAUACCAGACGGGGAUUUCCGGUAUUUUACCGGUGCUGGAAAAAUCCAUCUUACACCCCGGGGUGUAAGAUGACACUCGUGCUUUAAAUGACGCAUUACGAACUACAUAUAUGUCGAGGAUUUAUGUAGUAAUUUAUAUUUUAUUUAAAAAACGGAAUAAAAAUUCAAUACCUUGACAGUUCCUAUUGGUUCCUGAUAGUAUAAUUCUCGAUUCAAAUCACGUUAUUUUAUCAAAAAUCCAUAACAUUACGAUGCAGCUGAUAAAACAAAACCGGAACUAAACAUUAUUAUUUGUUUUGAAACGUUAUGACGUCUUUCCUGUUUACGGACGUUGGUUUCCCGCGCUUUGUUUAAAUACACUGCUAUAAGAAAUAGUUCUAAACAGAAAGCCGCUUGAUUGAUUUUAUUUUAUUAUUAUUUCUUGAAAUCGGUAUGCAAGAAAAAGAUUCUGUCACUGGUUAUAGGUGCAGAUGGGAAUAUCCGGCUCUCGUGUAACUGUUUAGGCGGUAACUCGGCAGGGAGCCUCGUUACCGCCUAAACAGUUACCCUCGAGGCCGGAUAUUCCCAUCUGCACCUACAACCAGUGAAAGAAUCUUAUAUUCUUGCAUACCAGACGGGGAUUUCCGGUAUUUUUACCGGUGCUGGAAAAAUCCAUCUUACACCCCGGGGUGUAAGAUGACUCUCGUGCUUUAAAUGACGUAUUACGAACUACAUAUAUGUAGAAGAUUUAUGUAGUUAUUUAUAUUUUAUUUCGAAAAA
This is a messenger RNA of Mercenaria mercenaria, 3614 nucleotides long. Its product is annotated as glycine receptor subunit beta-type 4-like. The record is from RefSeq and is a predicted model, not a curated record. Bases 185 to 1237 code for a protein of 350 amino acids. Gene Ontology annotation, cellular component: synapse; neuron projection; membrane. The transcript has 9 exons. Gene Ontology annotation, molecular function: extracellular ligand-gated monoatomic ion channel activity; neurotransmitter receptor activity; chloride channel activity. Lineage: Eukaryota; Metazoa; Mollusca; Bivalvia; Venerida; Veneridae. Gene Ontology annotation, biological process: chloride transmembrane transport; regulation of membrane potential; chemical synaptic transmission.